AUGCCCAACUCGUCUCAGCUGUUCCACCCUGGCUCGCGCACGCCCUCGCCGCAGCUUGUGACGCGGGUCAAGGUCGAGGAGGAGGAGGACGACUGCGAACCGUCUACGGAAGAGGACGAGGAGCAGGCGGGCUCUCAGGCGGCCAAGAAGGAGGACACGACGGCUCUCACGCCACGCCAGCGGUCAGAGACGCCCGCUGCGCCCCCUCCUUUCCCUUACGCUCCUCCUGCCAACACAUCUCGCCGCAAGACAUUCGACCUCGUCCUCGAGAACGUUCCCGACGUCCACCCAUCCUACGUCGUCCAUCUCCUCAACCUUCCCGACUUUCACGCCGACGCAAACGACAUCGUGGCUGAAUUGUUGACGAACGAGUACCCGCUCGUCGGCGGAGGAUGGAAGCAGGGUGGACGGACGCCGCUUGCUGGCUUCACGAUGAGAUGGAGGGAGAGGCAGGUCGAUCAGCUCAAGCCGCCGACAACUCCGAGGAGGGCGCCCGUUCCCCAACCCGCACUCGUCUACCAGCCCGUUCUUGUCCCCGUCCGCCAACCUCCUUCUCCAACUCGCCAGUACAGCACACCCGGACCUAUCGACGCUUUCGACCUUGGCUACGGGUAUCAGAAGGCAGGGAACGGCAUCUUUGGCGGUGGAGGAUGGGGCGGAGCAGCGAGCGGGAGUAGCUGGAGCGGCGGGAAAGGGACGAAAGCGGACGACGCGAGGGCGAGGAGGCAGGAGGCUGGUGACGGCAGCGGUGGACGGGACGAGCCGGCAGAGGUCAAGAGGCAGAGGUUGAUGACGGCGGCUUUGAAGCGGGCGCACAGCGAGUCGCAGUCUCAGUCGCAGUCGCAAAAAUGA
Molecule: messenger RNA, 852 nt
Organism: Rhodotorula toruloides NP11
Lineage: Eukaryota; Fungi; Basidiomycota; Microbotryomycetes; Sporidiobolales; Sporidiobolaceae
Exons: 1
Coding region: 1-852 (283 amino acids)
Source: RefSeq, a predicted model, not a curated record